GCGGGGGGCUGCGCUACUCCCGGCGCCUGCUGGAGCGGCUGCGGGAGCUGGGCGUGCAGCCGGUGGUCACCCUGUACCACUGGGACCUGCCCCAGCGCCUGCAGGACGCCUACGGCGGCUGGGCCAGCCGCGCCCUGGCCGACCACUUCAGGGAUUACGCGGAGCUCUGCUUCCGCCACUUCGGCGGCCAAGUCAAGUACUGGAUCACCAUCGACAAUCCCUACGUGGUGGCCUGGCACGGCUACGCCACCGGGCGCCUGGCCCCCGGCGUCCAGGGCAGCCCGCGGCUCGGGUACCUGGUGGCGCACAACCUCCUCCUGGCUCAUGCCAAAAUCUGGCAUCUCUACAAUGCUUCUUUCCGUCCAACUCAGGGAGGGCAGGUGUCCAUUGCUUUGAGCUCCCACUGGAUCAAUCCUCGGAGAAUGACUGACCAUAGCAUCAAAGAAUGUCAAAAGUCUCUUGACUUUGUCCUGGGCUGGUUUGCCAAGCCCAUAUUUAUUGAUGGUGACUAUCCUGACAGCAUGAAGAAUAAUCUUUCAUCUCUUCUGCCUGAGUUUACUGAGUCCGAGAAAAAGUUCAUCAAGGGAACGGCUGACUUUUUUGCUCUGUCCUUUGGACCUACCUUGAGUUUUCAACUACUGGACCCUCACAUGAAGUUCCGCCAGUUAGAAUCUCCCAGCCUGAGGCAACUGCUUUCCUGGAUUGACCUUGAAUAUAAUCAUCCUCAAAUAUUUAUUGUAGAAAAUGGUUGGUUUGUCUCAGGGACCACCAAGAGAGACGAUGCUAAAUAUAUGUAUUACCUCAAAAAGUUCAUAAUGGAAACCUUAAAAGCCAUCAGGCUGGAUGGGGUGGACGUCAUCGGGUACACGGCAUGGUCCCUCAUGGACGGUUUCGAGUGGCACAGAGGUUACAGCAUCAGGCGUGGUCUCUUCUAUGUCGACUUUCUAAGCCAGGAGAAGAAGUUGUUGCCGAAGUCUUCAGCCUUGUUCUACCAAAAGCUGAUAGAGAAAAAUGGCUUCCUUCCUUUACCUGAAAAUCAACCCCUAGAAGGGACAUUUCCCUGUGACUUUGCUUGGGGAGUUGUUGACAACUACAUUCAAGUAGACACCACUCUGUCUCAGUUUACCGAUCAGAAUGUUUACCUGUGGGAUGUCCACCACAGCAAGAGGCUUAUUAAAGUGGACGGGCUUGUGACCAAGAAGAGGAAAUCCAAUUGUGUUGACUUUGCCGCCAUCCGACCCCAGAUUGCCUUGCUCCAGGAAAUGCAUAUUUCGCAUUUUCACUUCUCCCUGGACUGGGCCCUGAUCCUCCCCCUGGGUAACCAGUCCCAGGUAAAUCACACCAUCCUGCACUACUAUGGCUGUGUGGUCAGCGAGCUUGUGCGUGCCAACAUCACCCCGGUGGUGGCCCUCUGGCAACCUGCAGCCUUCCACCAGGGGCUGCCGCGUCCCCUGGCCAGGCAGGGCGCCUGGGAGAACCCCUAUACCUCCCUGGCUUUCGCAGAGUACGCCACACUAUGUUUUAAGGAGCUGGGUCACCACGUCAAGUUUUGGAUCACGAUGAAUGAGCCGUACACACGGAACAUGACAUACAGUGCCGGGCACAAUCUUCUGAAGGCCCAUGCGUUGGCUUGGCGUGUGUAUGAUGAAAAGUUCAGGCGUGCUCAGAAGGGGAAAAUAUCCAUUGCCUUGCUGACUGACUGGAUAGAGCCAGCCUGUCCCUUCUCUCAAAAGGACAAAGAAGUGGCCGAGAGGGUUUUGGAAUUCGACAUUGGCUGGCUAGCAGAGCCCAUUUUCGGCUCUGGAGAUUAUCCACGGGUGAUGCGGGACUGGCUGUACCAAAGAAACAACUUCCUCUUACCUUAUUUCACUGAAGAUGAAAAAAAACUAAUCCAAGGCACCUUUGACUUUUUGGCUUUAAGCCAUUACACCACCAUCCUUGUAGACUGGGAAAAAGAAGACCCGGUAAAAUAUAACGAUUACCUAGAAGUGCAAGAAAUGACUGACAUCACCUGGCUCAACUCUCCAGGUCAGGUGGCGGUCGUGCCCUGGGGGUUACGCAAAGUGCUCAACUGGCUGAAGUUCAAGUAUGGAGACCUUCCCGUGUACAUCACGUCCAAUGGGAUUGACGAUGACCUGCACUCCGAGCAAGACGAGUUGAGGGUGUAUUACAUGCAGAAUUAUGUAAAUGAAGCUCUCAAAGCUUACACAUUGGAUGGUGUCAACCUUUGUGGAUACUUUGCCUAUUCUUUUAACGAUCGUACAGCUCCAAAGUUUGGCCUUUAUCGUUAUGCUGCAAAUCAGUUUGAGCCCAAACUGUCCAUGAAACAUUACAGAAAAAUUAUCGACAACAAUGGUUUCCCAGGACCUGAAACCAUGGGGAGAUUUUGUCCAGAAGAAUUCAGCAUGUGUAGUGAGUGCAGCUUUUUUCAAACACGAAAAUCUUUACUGGUUUUCAUAGCCUUUAUAUUUUUGGCUUUUAUUAUUUCUCUUUCCCUGAUUUUUUACUACUCGAAGAAAGGCAGAAGAAGCUACAAAUAAUUCGGAACAUUUCCCUAUUCAUUUGUUUUGAAGUAAUUAUGCACACGUCUGCUGUUAACCAUUUGCACACCUCAGUGUUGUGAAACUGUAAAUUUCACACAUCUGACUUUCAGAAAAAUGUUUUGUGGCCCAUGGUAGAGGUUUUGAAAAGGGCAGAAUAACAUAAAUAAUGCCUGAAUUUGUUCUCCUUUGGGUGAUUAAAAAACCAACAGGCCCUAUAAUUUCUGUAACACACUGUAAUGAAAAAUGUGAAAAUGGUAAUCAAACCAAUGCAACAACAUCAGUACAAAAAAUUUGAAUGACAAGUUUAGGAACAUUUUCAUCUGUGCCCAUUCCUAAAUGUAAUGUUUUUCUUGAAGUAUUGAUUGCGAGCGUUAGAAUAAAAAGUUAAGUUCCAAGUAGCCAUCUCUCAACUGCCCUGAUAAUGCCUAACAAAUGUUCCUCUGUCAAUUCAAAUUUCUCAUGAAAAAGAAGGUGGCGGAUGUAGUAGAGAUGACAAAAGGCCCCAGACUGGAAUGUUCCUUUUAAACACAGUGGUUCUGUCAAAUACGGCUAAUGUUAAUUAAUAGUAAUAUGCAUCUGGUUAAUGGCAUACUUAGAGAGAAAACUAUGGAACUCUAUGUUUCAUAAGACUUUUGAGGCACUCUAUAAAUCCCGGUCACUGAGAGCUUUGUCUCACUGGUACCUUGUUUGGGGCCUUGCACAUAGAAGACUUUUCAUAAACAUUUGCAGAAAAAUAAACAUGAAUCGUGAGAUACUGGGCUUUUCAGGAAGCAUAAAACGAAAUACAGCAUACUUCAGUGACUGUAGGUGUAGGAAAGGAGGAAAAAGUAUUUAUUAUAAGCAAAUUGUGAUUAAUAUGAUUAUACACCGUUCUCUUUUUGAGCAGAACUUGGGUGGGAUAAAUGAAAUGACCUUUCCUGAGAGAGUAAAGACGAAAUAGCAACUCAUUCUCUGAUGAGUGACACCAUUUUCUGUUCUUUAGAUAUGCUGUAAUUUCUUUGAAUUGAUAGUUAUGAACCUUCCUAGAAGGUUCAAAAGGAAUCUAGUCUGAAUAAACACUGGAAGAUUUGUUUUUGUGAUCACUGAGGUCCAUUUUGUGUCUUUGCAGCUACUUCUGUGAAAGUAGCUUUGAACUAGUUUUGCCUUGAACUUUUACACUGAAACAUACUACUGAUUUGUAGAAAGGGCUAAUUAGGUCUUAUUCUUUAAUGUUCCUUAAAUAAGUCUUGCUGAUUUUCAGACAAGGAAGUCUCUGUUACACUGGAGCUGUUUUAUAGAUAAGUCAAUAUCAUAUUGGGCAAGAUAAACCCAUGUCAUAACAGGCAUUACUAAUCUGCCUGACAGGGUCAUAGUAUACACUGGAUAAAAUACUGCACUGGAUAAUAUAUCAUCUAUAGAGAUGACAUGAUUUUUUUUUUCAUGAAAGAUAAGCUUUUGGUGGUAUACAUUUGAAAUUUUGACUUAUUAAAAUUGAUAAUCAAUACUUUAUUUUAUGUAUAUAUUUUCUAAUUAUAAGAGUAAUAUAUUAUCAGAAAAAAAUUUUAAAAACAGAAACUAUAUGUAAAGAAUAAUUAAAAUUAUCUAUGAUCUCACAACCCAGAGGUAGCCACUAUUAACACUUCCUAUAUAUUUUAUUCUACAUAGAGUCAGAUCAUGUUCUAUAUACUUAUGUGUCCUUAUUAAUUUUUAUUGUAUAACUUUCCUUUGUCAUUAUUCUUCAAAAGCAUGAUUUUUAAUAAUUAUAGAAUAUUCCACUAUAUGAAUGUAUCACAACUUAUUAACUAUUCUUAUUUGUUAGUUUCUUAUUAAUUACUGUUAAGUAAUGAAUAUUGUUUAAAAAUGAUUUUCUUACUGCUGCAUUUACUUUAAUUUCCUUGAGUGUCGAGAGGAGUAAUUCUGCUCCUUGAUAAGUAUUAUAAUAAAUCUGCCUGCAACUUUGCUUUCUUUCAUAAUCA
Messenger RNA from Carlito syrichta (Philippine tarsier), 4498 nucleotides. RefSeq names its product klotho (gene KL). The transcript has 5 exons. Gene Ontology annotation, molecular function: beta-glucosidase activity. The record is from RefSeq and is a predicted model, not a curated record. Gene Ontology annotation, biological process: carbohydrate metabolic process. Lineage: Eukaryota; Metazoa; Chordata; Mammalia; Primates; Tarsiidae. Bases 423 to 2540 code for a protein of 705 amino acids.